AUGGCUGCACCGCUGCCGGGCUUCACCCCGCUCCUGCUGUCGUCUCUGGCUCUCCUGCUCCUCCUCCUCGGCCCUUUGUUCAUCCUCACCCCGGGGACGGUGAGCACAGGAGGGGUUUCCAGCCGGUGCACCCCCGGCCUCAGACACCGGGACGCCGGGGAAGUGAGCCGGGAGGACGCAGAGGAGACGCAGACAGAGGGAUGCUCCGGAGCGCAGGGAGGAGAGGACCAGGAUGGGUGGAGGGGGACUCUGGCACCAUCAUCAUCACCUCCUCAUCCUCAUCCUCCUCCCAGCACAGGUAUCAGGUCGAGCUCUGAUGGCGUCGGCGCAGGAGAGGGAGUGGAUGGAGGGAGGAUGAGGAGGAAGGGCGUUGUUUCUCCUCCAGCUUCACCUGCUUCCACCUCCUCUCCGGUUCAGAGACGGGCAGUACAAAGGACCAGACGGUGGCCGGCUCCGAGGCCACACCUCACCCAACGUGGAGCCUUUGUGAGGGAUGGGAGAGGAGGGAGAGAGGUGAGGAGGCUCUUUGCACUGACACCCAGGCAUCUCCACCCCGACAAACAUGCCCUCCUCCUGGCCAAGAACCCCUCACUUGGCCCCUCGCCAACCGGUUGCUCUUGUUGCAUUCAUCCUCCUUCUGGAUACAAUUCAGUGCACAGAGAGGCUUCACACUACACGCUCACAUGUCCUCCCCUUUUCAACAAGAAGUCCAACUACAUCGUUUGUCAUUUUUCAACUUAUUCCUCUCAGGACAGCCUCACACAUCACACAGCUCACAGGAGCAGCAGCAACGAGCCCAGGGAUGCUGAUGAAGGCUCAGCCAGAGAGGACAGGAGGGCUGGUAAUUGUUCCCAUUUGGGGAGGCACAAUGUGAUCGAUCUCAGCAGCAUCAGCGAGGGGGGUGAUGAUAGCUGUUUGACGGGGUGCAUUAGUUGCAGGAGUGGGGGAGAUGAAGAGAGCGGGCCGGCAGUGAUUAACCCUGGUACAUGGGCUCACCGUGAGGGGAAAGCGAGGUAUUACCAGGUCAGAAUUAUGGACAAGAGGAGAGAGGGGAAGGCUGGACGAAGAGGAGGGGUGAACCAAGGCAACAAAUGCAUUCAUUUAUCUAAUUAUCCGGAUUACGAUUUGGCUUGUCCGACUCUGACGCUCCUGUGUCGGGCUGAUAAUGAGCUUCCACAGGGGAAAUCAGCCACAGCAACCAGGGGGCAGGGCAGCCAAACCCGGGGAGAACGCAGGGAGGUUCCCGGUGGUCGCUUUGGUUGUUUGGGCAGAAUAGAAAUGGGGGAUGGCUGCGGAGCAGGUUUUAUGGUCCCGGAGGGAGUCAUAGCUCUGAGGAACCACCCCAUCCAAUCCCCCCCCAGCAGCCUCACAGAGACGCCAGGCCGACGUUUUACAUCCAGCAGAAGCGCAUCAAUCGAAUCAAGAUCUCCUGGCCUGGUGCUCAAUACGCCCACUCACAUACAAACAGAGAGUGUAAAGCUAUCCCAACCGACCCGUCUCUCUGCUGAGGAAGUGAACAGAGAGACAGAGUCAGAGUCUGCCGGUGACUCAGGCUUUCUCUCGCCUGCAAACUUUCCUGUUAGAUCUCCCGGAGUGUCAGACGCGUCUCUCUCUGCCACAGCCAUCACAUCACGUCUCCUCUCGCUAUUCUCGGAUAUGAACCUGCCCACGUGGCGUCCCCCCUCCCUGCCCCCUGUGGAGGACGGGGCUCCAGCACCACGGACAGCUCCACGGGACGCUCUGCCCGUGUUUUUGUGGAGAGAAUUCAACAGCAACAGUAAUAACAACAACGACGAGGAGGAGAACAGGAACAGGAAUGGAUAUAGACAUGACUCUGAAAUAGACAACCCGGCUCGGCACGGUCCGACACAGCAACAAGACCUGUGGGAGAGCGCACUGCGAGAGAUGGUCAAGGUAGGGUGCGCUGACAGCACUUCCACCGACUGUUCAGCCACCGAGCAGGGCGACCAUGCACACAUGCAAUUAAAAUCCAGUAAGCAAGCGCCAUUAGAGCCCGAAGGUGUCAGACAGUCAGAUAGGCGGCAGAUGGGGGCCGAGAGAGAAAGGGAGAGGGAUGCAGAGAGGGAGGGAGAGGGCUUGGAGGGGUCUGCUGCUGUUGCUGCCGCUGUUGGGGGAGGAAAAUUACAGGUGGGGGAGGGCGAGAGAGAGGCGCGGCUGACGGGAGGGAGAGAACCAGGGGGAGAGGAGCAAGAGGAGGAGGAGGAGGAGGAGUGGGAGAGGGUAAAGGGAACAACAAAGGCAAGCCAGGCAGAGGAGAGAGAGGCAGAGGGAGGAGAAGGUCAGGAUAGGGGCAGUAGAACCACCACCAUCACACAGCCAGAGAGCGAAAGAGGGAAGAAAGAGAGCCGGGCAGAUGAAAGCCACGCGGUUGGAGAGGGGGAUGAGAGGGGGAUGGAGGAGGAGGAGAGGCACAGUACAAGGGGAGAGAGGAGCCUGGAACGACUGAUAAUAGUGGCAGAUGAUGAAAUCGCACAGGGAGAAAGGGGGAGGAAGAUUUUGAUGCCCUGGCCUCGCUCUCGGCGUGCAGCCAACAGACAUCCCCAUUUCUCCCAGUAUAACUUCCAAGUGCAAAUAGCUGAGAACCAGCCACCCGGCACCUCGGUCAUUAUCAUGUCGGCCUCAGACCCAGAUGCAGGUGACGCAGGCAGGGUGAGCUACACCAUGGCCCCGCUGAUGAACAGUCGAUCAUCUGACUACUUCCACAUCCACCCAGACACAGGUAUCAUCACCAGCACUCAGAUUCUAGACAGAGAACACAUGGAUUUGCAUUACUUCCGGGUCACUGCGACAGAUCACGGCUCCUCUCGCCUCUCCGGCACCACAAUGGUGGCCAUUACAGUUUCAGACCGGAACGAUCAUUCUCCUAUAUUUGAGCAGACAGAGUACAGGGAGACCAUCAGGGAGAACGUAGAGGAGGGGUAUCCCAUCUUACAGUUGAGAGCGACAGACUUGGACUCCCCAUCCAAUGCCAAUAUCCGUUACCGCUUUGUCGGUGACUCGGCUGCAAUCGCACGGGCGGCCUUUGAGAUUGACCCACGCUCUGGGCUCAUAACAACCCGUGGAGCGGUGGACCGGGAAAUCAACGAGCACUACACUCUACAGGUGGAAGCCAGUGACCAGGGGAAGGAACCGGGGCCACGCUCCGCCACUGUCAAAGUUUUCAUCACUGUUCUGGAUGAAAAUGACAAUGUGCCACAGUUCAGUGAAAAGCGCUACGUCGUAGCAGUGAAGGAGGAUGUACGGCCUCACUCUGAGAUCCUCCGCGUGAGUGCCACAGACCAGGACAAGGACAGCAACGCCGCUGUUCACUAUAACAUCAUCAGUGGUAACAGCCGUGGGCAGUUUUCCAUCGACAGUGUCACCGGGGAGAUCCAUGUUGUGGCACCGCUAGACUAUGAGUCCGAACGGGAGUAUACGCUCCGUGUUCGUGCACAGGACAACGGCCGGCCCCCUCUGUCCAACAACACCGGCAUUGUGAGUGUGCAGGUGACUGAUGUCAAUGACAACCCUCCCAUCUUUGUCUCCACACCAUUCCAGGCGUCUGUGCUCGAGAGCGCCCCUGUUGGUAGUUCCAUCCUCCACAUUCAGGCCAUUGAUACCGAUUCUAGUGAUAACGCUCGUCUGGAGUACAGGUUGACUGGCACCAGCUCCGACACACCAUUCAACAUCAAUUCUGCUACAGGCUGGGUCACUGUGAGCUCCAUUCUUGACCGAGAAUCUGUGGAGCACUUUUUCUUUGGCGUGGAGGCCAGGGAUUAUGGCAUGCCGCCUCUUUCUGCGACAGCCAGUGUUACAAUUACCGUGAUGGAUGUCAAUGACAACCGCCCUGAGUUCCUGCAAAAGGAGUACUAUUCUCGCCUGAAUGAGGAUGCGUCGGUUGGUACCAGUGUAGUGACUGUCACGGCUGUGGACCGAGAUGUCAACAGUGCCGUGACCUAUCAGAUAACAGGAGGAAACACCAGAAACCGCUUUGCCAUCAGCACAGCAGGAGGGGCUGGACUUCUCUCGUUAGCUCUCCCGUUGGACUACAAACAGGAGCGCCGUUACGUUCUUACAGUCACCGCCUCAGACAGAACACUCCACGACACCUGCCAGGUGCACAUCAACAUAACAGAUGCCAACACUCAUCGGCCUGUUUUCCAGAGCGCCCACUACUCUAUUAGCGUGAAUGAGGACCGACCACCUGGGAGCACUGUGGUUGUGAUAAGCGCCACAGAUGAUGACGUUGGUGAAAAUGCUCGAAUCACAUACUUCCUCGAGGACAAUAUUCCACAAUUCCGCAUCGACACCUCCACAGGGGCUAUAACACUCCAGGCAGAGCUCGACUAUGAGGACCAGAUGACCUACACUUUGGCUAUAACAGCCAAAGACAACGGCAUACCACAGAAAGCGGACACUACAUAUGUUGAGGUGAACGUGAAUGAUGUGAACGACAAUGCACCUCAGUUCAUCAGCCCCAGAUAUCAGGGGACAGUGAGCGAAGACGCUCCACCUUUCACCAGCGUCCUCCAAAUCUCAGCCACUGACCGCGACGCACACGCUAAUGGCCGUGUUCAGUACACCUUCCAAAAUGGCGAAGACGGGGAUGGAGACUUCACCAUUGAACCUACAUCUGGCAUUGUCCGAACUGUUCGCCGCUUGGACCGCGAGAGCGUGCCAUUCUACGAGCUGACGGCCUAUGCUGUGGACCGAGGCGUGCCCCCUCAGCGAACCCCCGUCCACAUCCAGGUGACAGUCCUCGACGUCAACGACAACGCCCCUGUCUUUCCCGCUGAUGACUUUGAGGUUCUAGUGAAGGAAAACAGUGCAGUGGGCUCUGUGGUGGCCCAGAUCACAGCCACCGACCCGGAUGAAGGUGCCAACGCUCAGAUCAUGUACCAAAUCGUGGAGGGCAACAUCCCUGAGAUCUUUCAGAUGGACAUCUUCUCAGGGGAGCUCACUUCACUCAUUGAUCUUGACUAUGAGGCCCGUAAUGAGUAUGUCAUCGUAGUCCAGGCCACCUCAGCACCUCUAGUCAGCCGGGCGACUGUCCGCAUCCGGUUGGUGGACCAGAACGACAACCGGCCCACUCUGCAGGACUUCCAAAUCAUUUUCAACAACUUCGUGUCUAACCGGUCCAACAGUUUCCCCAGCGGCGUGAUUGGGAGAGUACCCGCCCACGACCCGGAUGUGUCAGACAGGCUGUACUACACCAUCGACCGAGGGAACGAGCUUCACCUGCUGCUCCUGAAUCACACCAGCGGAGAGAUCCGACUGAGCCGAAAACUGGAUAACAACAGGCCGCUGGUGGCUCCCAUGCUGAUCACUGUCACAGAUGGCGUCCACAGCAUUUCAGCCCAGUGCGUCCUCCGCGUCCUCAUCAUCACCGAGGACAUGCUGGGCAGCAGUGUCACCGUCCGCCUGCAGAACAUGUCCCAGGAGCACUUCCUGUCACCACUGCUGGGAAACUUCCUGGAAGGAGUGUCAGCGAUGCUCUCCGUGCCUGUCGAGGAUGUUUUUAUCUUCAACAUCCAGCCGGAUCUGGAUGCGGCGCCGGGAGGGAUCCUGAACGUCAGCUUCUCUGCCGCGCUGCCCGGCGGACUCUUCUUCCCUUCAGAGACGCUGGAGGAACAGCUGUACCUGAACAGGCCGAGGCUGACGUCACUCACACAGAUGGAGGUUCUCCCUUUCGACGACAACGUUUGUCUGCGUGAGCCGUGCCAGAACUACAUGAAGUGCAUCUCGGUGCUGCGCUUCAACAGCUCUGCCCCCUUCAUCUCCUCACCCUCCAUCUUGUUCCGGCCCAUCCACCCCAUCGCAGGCUUACGCUGCCGCUGCCCAGUUGGCUUCACGGGUGAUUACUGCGAGACGGAGAUCAACCUGUGUUACUCCAACCCCUGCCUGAACGGAGGGGUGUGCGCCCGCAGAGAGGGAGGGUACACCUGCAUCUGCCGGGAAGACUUCACAGGUGACCGGUGUGAGUUUGACCGGCGGCAGGGCAGGUGUGUGCCAGGUUUGUGUCGAAACGGAGGGACGUGUCGGGAGCUUUCAGGCGGCGGAUUCCGCUGCGAGUGCCCUGCAGGAGGCUAUGAGCGUCCAUACUGCACAGUCACUGCCCGGUCCUUCCCACCAAAGUCCUUCGCCAUGUUCCGGGGCCUCAGACAGAGAUUUCACCUUUCCAUCUCGUUAACUUUUGCCACUCUGGAGAACAGCGGUCUUCUCUUCUAUAAUGGACGCUUCAAUGAGAAACACGACUUCAUCGCCUUGGAGAUCCAAGAAGGACAAGUGGUGCUCAAAUAUUCCACAGGUGAAUCGUCCACUCAGGUGAGUCCCUUCCUGCCCGGCGGUGUGAGUGAUGGCAACUGGCAUACUGUUCACAUACACUACUACAACAAGCCAGCUACACGCUAUCCAAAGCGCAGUAUGAGUGGCGAGGCCCAGGGUCCGUCAGAUGAGAAGAUUGCUGUUGUGAGCGUUGACGACUGCGAUACAGCAUUGUCGCUCCGCUUUGGUACACAGCUCGGAAAUUACAGCUGUGCGGCGCAGGGCAAACAGACCAGCAGCAAGAAGUCUCUGGACCUGACUGGUCCAUUGUUUCUGGGCGGAGUUCCCAACGUACCAGACAACUUCCCGUUUGGCACCAGGGAGUUUAUCGGCUGUAUGAAGGAGCUGCACAUUGACAACAAGCCGCUGGACUUGGCUGGGUUCAUCGCUAACAAUGGAACUCUCCCUGGCUGCAGCGCCAAGCUUACCUUCUGUACGUCCAACCCCUGUCAGAACGGAGGAACCUGCAGGGUGAGCUGGGAGACUUUCUCCUGCGACUGUCCCCUCGGGUACGGAGGGAAGGACUGCAGCCACGUGAUGCCACACCCCCAUCGCUUCCUGGGUAACAGUGCCCUCUGGUGGGACCUGAAGAAUGACGUAACCAUCUCGACGCCCUGGUACCUCGGCCUGGUGUUCAGGACCAGAGCGCGAGAGGGGACGCUGCUGCAGGCUCAGGCUGGCCAGUACACCAGUCUGCUUUUCCAGGUGAUAAAUGGUCAGUUGGUGUUCUCGGUGACCCGUGGUUCGACCAGACCAGUUCGUUUGCGGUUGGAUCAGGUUCAGGUUUCAGAUGGCCAGUGGCACGACCUCCAACUGGAGCUGCGAGACGUCCGCAGCGGCCGUGAGACGCGCUACGUCGCCACGCUGCGGCUCGACUUUGGACUCUAUCAGGGAACAGUGAUAGUGGGAAAUGAGAUUCAUGGUUUGAAGGUGAAACAUCUGCAUGUGGGAGGAGUGUUGGGCUCAGGAGAGGUUCAAAACGGGAUUAAAGGCUGCAUACAGGGCGUUCGGUUGGGUGUACGGCCUGACUCCCCUCCGCUGCCACGCCCGUCAAGAUCCGUCAAAGUAGAGACCGGCUGUAAUGUUGGCAACCCCUGCGUCUCCUCUCCGUGCCCCUCCCACAGCCGCUGUUCCGACCAAUGGGAGCGGCACACCUGUGUCUGCGAACCUGGAUACUAUGGGAGAGGCUGCACUGACGCUUGCCAUCUGAAUCCAUGUGAAAACGAGGCGCAGUGCCACAGGAAGCCCAGCUCGUCCCAUGGGUACAUCUGUGACUGUGGAGACAACAACUACGGGCAGUACUGCCAACACAGGAUCGAUCACCAGUGUCCCAGGGGUUGGUGGGGAUCUCCGACCUGCGGACCGUGUCACUGUGACACCAAUAAGGGCUUCGACCCGGACUGCAACAAGACCAGCGGAUACUGUCACUGCAAGGAGUUUCACUAUCGUCUGCGGGGCUCUGACACCUGCCUGCCAUGUGACUGCUACCCGGUGGGUUCUUUCUCGCGGUCAUGUGACCCAGAGACAGGACAGUGCCAGUGCAGGCCCGGCGUGAUUGGUCGCCAGUGCAACUUAUGUGACAGCCCCUUCGCUGAAGUCACAAAUUCAGGCUGUGACGUCAUUUACGAUGGUUGUCCAAAGACCAUCACUCAGGGGAUCUGGUGGCCUCGGACCAAGUUCAACCUUCCUGCCGCAGUGCCCUGUCCCAAAGGCUCUGUCGGUGCAGCCAUCAGACACUGUGAUGUGGAGAGAGGGUGGCUGGAGCCAGACCUUUACAACUGCACCUCACCUCCAUUUGUGGAGCUCAAUGCUGCUCUUGAUUCUCUGGAGCGGAAUGAGACCGAACUGAACACCAUCCUGGAGAAGAAACUUGCCCACCAGCUCCGUGACGUCACCGAGGCAACCGCCCGACUCUACGGCAACGACUUGCAGAUCGCUGAGCGGCUGCUGUCCCGCCUCCUCACCUUUGAGACCCAACAGAGCGGCUUCGGACUCACCGCUACUCAGGACGCACAUUUCAAUGAGAACAUUGUGCGGGGCUGCAGUGUGCUGUUGGGUCCCGGUACCUCUGGGCUCUGGCGGGCUCUCGCUCAGAGUCAGAACCACAUCCCGGGCGGCGGUCCGGCCGAGCUGACGGAGCUGCUGGAGCAGUACACCCAGAAUCUGGCCCAGAACAUGAAGCUCACCUACCUCAACCCUGUGGCGCUGGUUGCUCCGAACCUAGUCAUGAACCUGGACCGUGUGGAGAACCAAACCCAUGUGCGGCGGCGUUUCCCACGUUACCACACCCCCCUGUUUCGUGGCCAGGCUUUGUGGGAUCCCAACACCCAUGUGAUACUGCCCCCUGCUGCCCUGGUGCCACAACGUCAGCAACAACAGCACAUCUGGAAAGAGAAGGAGCGGACAGAGAAAGAGAAAGAGCCCUCGGCCCCUCACAACGCUGCUCUGGCCCCUGUCAGUAUCUCAGCCAAUCAGACAGGAGAAUACACUGCAGCCCGACGCACUGUUUCCAUGCCAGAGCCGCCCAUCACCAUCGUUAUCAUGCUGAUCUAUCGCAGUCUGGGCGGGGCCCUCCCUCCCAAGUACCACACAGACCGACGAGGAGUGAGGCUUCCCAGACACCCGGUAAUGAACUCCCCAGUGGUCACUAUCUCUGUCUACAACAACCAGACGUUUGUGGGUGGACACUUGGACCAGCCCAUCCUGCUUGAGUUCAAGCUGCUUGAGACAGCCAAUCGAAGCAAGCCACUGUGUGUGCAGUGGAACCACAGCAACCAGUAUGAGAUAGGAGGCUGUUGGACAGUCAGGGACUGUAUGGUGGUUUACAGGAACACCUCUCAUGUCCGCUGUCAGUGCCAGAGACUGGGCACCUUCGGGGUGCUGAUGGACAGUUCACAUAGAGAGCAGUUGGAGGGGGAUCUGGAGACGCUGGCCCUUGUCACGUAUUCAUCUCUGUGCGUCUCCAUGCUGGCCCUCCUCCUCACUGUCCUGGUGCUCUCCUGCCUCCGAGGCCUCAAGUCCAACAUCAGGAGCAUCCAUUCCAACACAGCGGCCGCCAUGUUUUUGUCCGAGCUGGUGUUUCUGCUCGGGGUCAAUCAGACGGAGCAGCAGUUCCUGUGUACGGUCGUGGCCAUUCUCCUGCAUUACUUCUUCAUGUCCACGUUUGCCUGGAUGUUCGUGGAAGGCCUUCAUAUCUACCGCAUGCAGACUGAGCAACGCAACAUAAACUAUGGUGCUAUGAGGUUCUACUACGCCAUCGGCUGGGGCGUGCCGGCUAUCAUCACAGGCCUGGCGGUGGGCCUGGACCCAGAGGGGUACGGGAACCCAGACUUUUGUUGGAUCUCCAUCUAUGACAAACUGUUAUGGAGCUUUGCUGGUCCUAUAGCCAUCGUCAUACUGUUGAAUGGAGGGAUUUUCAUGAUUGUAGCCAAGAUGUCCUGCAAUCCCUCUCAGAAGGAGACUAAGAAGCUCCCUGUCAUUGCGACUAUUCGCAAUGCCUUCCUGCUGUUGCUGUUAGCCACCUCCACCUGGCUGUGUGGUCUGAUGUCAGUGAACAACAGCAUCCUGGCUUUCUACUACAUAUUCGAUGUCCUCUGCCUCGUGCAGGGUUUGUCGGUGAUGCUGGUCUUCACUGUGUUCAACUCUGAGGUUAAGGAGGCCUGGAGCGUGGCCUGUUUGGGUAAGAAGAGCCCCGGAGAAGAUCCACCAAGACCACCGCAGAACACUGCUCAGAACCCCUAUCACAAUGCAUCUCUGCUGGAGCAGAGCGGGCUGCACCGCAUCACCCUGGGAACCUCCACCAUCUCCUCUGUCAGCUCCGCCAGAGAAAAUCUUUUAGCUCGUCAGACGCUGGAACAAAACAUUGUCCAAACCGGAGCGACAGACCUGGAUGUAGCCAUGUUCCACAGAGACGGAGGUGAGGAUUCGGACUCAGACUCAGACCUCUCCAUGGAGGAGGAGCGCAGUCUCUCCAUCCCGUCCUCUGAGAGCGAGGACAACGUCAGACUCCGCGGGCGCAUCCAGCGGCGAUUCAAACGCUCCAAUCACAGCGAGCGUCUGCUUACAGAGCCCACCCACAACGGUACCAAAGAUCUGGAUGGCAAUGACCUUCUGUCCUACUGGCCGGCUUUGGAGGAGUGUGAGACACACAGCCUUCAGAAGUGGGGCUCAGAGCGCCCCCUGGGGGCGGAUUACAGCAAGGAUGCUGCCAACAACAACCAGCCAGACGCAGCACUGACCAGUGGGGACGAGAACGGCCUCACCCAGCCAAACAGGCACCGCAAGGGUAUCCUGAAGAACCGUAUCGGCUGCCCCCCAGCACUCCAGGGUCUUUCCACCAUGGGCCGCGUCCCCAGUGAGCUCAACUGGUACCGAACCUCUACUCUGGGCCACCGGGGAGUUCCUGCAGCCUCGUACGGUCGCAUGUACUCAGCCACGGCCGGUGCCAGUGGAGGUUCCGGCUCUCUUUCUCAACCUGCUUCCCGCUACUCCUCCAGGGAACACCUGGACUCGCUGUCCCGGAGGCAGUUGUCCAGGGAUCCACUAGGGAGGCAGACAGUUGGGGGGUCGAGGGACCGACUGGACUCCCGGGGUUCCAGGGACAACCUGGAUCUCCUACCCAGGAGGAGAGAGCUGGGGCAGGGAGCAGGGCUAGGUGGACUGGGGCUGGAUCACCAGCGAGUCUCAGCAUCCAGGGAGAACUUGUCAGGAUCCAGGGACAGACUGGACAACCACCACACAGGUAGCGUCCACGCCUCCAGGGAGGACUUGAGUGGACUUGAGGGGUACCUCAGUGGAUCGAGGUCGCAGCUGAACUCACUAACUCGGCGGCAGUCCUCAUCCCGUGAGCACCUAGGGGGGGCGCUGAUGAGCAGCAGGUCAAGGGAGCAGCUGGAGACCAACGGAGGCGGAGCCCAGGCUCAGCCGUGUCGGGAGUGGCUCCGCACUCUGCCUCCCCGCCAGCCCUCGCACCCGGAUCAGCCUCCCUCCUCCUCCCCUCCUCCCCCUAUCUCUGAGGAGCCCCAGCAGGAGCAGCACCCAGCUCACGCAAGAGGACGACUGGACUCUGCACCUCCAUGUAGGUACCCCGGUCAGACUGUCCCCCAGGUUGCAGGUUCAAAUCCAAACCCUCUGGUUCGACAGCCGUCCAGUGAACACCUGGAUAUUCUGUCCUCCAUCCUGGCAUCCUUCAGUUCCACCGUCCUCACUCCUCCCCCCGCUGCCUCGAACCCUGGGCCUAACGGCUCCGCCCAUGGGCCCUCCCCCUCCCCGCCCCAGUCAGCCACCUCCCACAGCAUAUCUGAAGUCUCCCCCGAGUCCGAAGCCAACAGAAGUGAAGGACAGUCUUGAUGACAGCCUCCAUAUCCCUUUAUGCAUUGCGACAGUGCUUGGAAAACCAGGGACAAGUUCAAAGGUCAUGGAUGGUCCUGAACCACUGGGCACAUUGGGACAUCGGAAGCCUAGAAACAAACGUGGUUUUAAGCAAGUCAGGCAGAGAGCGUCCAUGAGGAUAAAGAGGGCCUGUGGACAGUUUGUACUGUAUAAAUUACAUUUUUUUCAAGUCCCGCUGCCUACAAUGAUCUCUGACUUUUCUUUGAACGAUGACUCAACCACCUCUACUACCUAAAAACUGUUGAAGACAAACACAAACUCCUCAGAUUUCAAAGUCAAGUCAACUUGAUCCAGACAACAUCAGUCUAAAAGAAAAAAAAAGGAAAGACUGUAAAUAACAUUUUUAUACAUUUUGUAUCUUUUUCAUUGGAGAUGAAGAAGAAAUCUUUUGUGACGUUUUCUUUUUUUUUUAUGAUUGUGUCAGUGAGAGGUUGUGAGUGAUGUUGGAGCGAGUGCAGUCGUGUUCGUUGCUGUGGGAGACAUUUCCCCUAAAAAAAAUCCCCAAAUUUCUCCUCGAAAAAACAGUUUUCCUCAGAAACUCUGUGCAUAGCGACGACAGGGGUCCGGCAAUAGUAUCUGAUGAGAUUAUUAAAACCGCAACAAGUGGUUGAAGGGCAAAUGUCAAAGUAGCCAGCAGUGAUUGUAAAUAGAGGAAGGGGUUAUUAUAGGAGAAGAGAUAUGAUGGAAGAUGAUUGUGAAGAGAAAGAUGGCCAACAUUAAGCUAAAGCACCACAUGAAGGUUUAGAGUUGAUGGUUCCACUAUCAAAGCUCCGUCACAAGCGUCAACGUAUCAGAUCUUUCAGGAGAUUGUGCUGUUUUUGUGAUCCACUGUAUAUGAAUGUGACCUUGUCCUCUGUCUGUGUAUCUUUGUGCCUGGUGCUGUCUGAACCAGACCAUAUCAGUCGAUUGAUAUUCCUGAGAUCGGGAAAGUGAAUGAAGAUAUCUGCUUCUCUGUAUGAGGCUUUAUCAUGUUCCAACCAUUGAAAGACCCUCAAGGUAUUUCGCUCUUUGAUGCAUUAUGACUCAACCUGCCUCAAGAAACGCCACGGGAGCACCCGAGCCUCUCCGGCAGCGUCCAGGAGACUCGUACAUAAAAGCUUCUCCUGCUGAAGUUCUGUGCAAAUUCAAGCCAAAGGGACAACUGCCUAAAAUCAGUACGAUAUGUCGUUCUCCAAUUUUUUUAUGAUGAAGAUGAGGGUGUGAACUCUCUAAAUGUAAUUCACAGUUUUGUUUAGAUUGUGGCUUAAAAUGAUUUUUAUUCAUGGUUGUGCGAUGGAACAUUAAUUAGGUCAUAGACCUUCUCUUAAACAUAAACCACUGUGGUUGGCAUUUUAUUUGGCUAGAAGGAGAGCGGAUCAGAGGGAAGACAGCAUGAGUCACGUCUCAGUGUGCGCAGAUAUUACCUGAAAGCAGACCUGCAGUACAUAUCCAGCAUGGUAUCUACCAGAAUAUAUAUUACCUCAUGUCUGUAGCACAUGAAUCCGACUCCAGAUUUAGACUUAACACAGUUGCUGGGGAAUGGACUCAAAAACAUACAACAAAAGAUGUCAUUGAUGGAGAGGUUCAGACCAGAACACAUUAAUGCAGAUCUGCUCUCAUUGUUUAGACUGCUGUACAAGGAUGAGGUCUCUUUUAAGAUCCGGCGUAGCUUCUUCAGCGCCGUACCAGUUUGCUGAGGAGAGAUGUCAUAUGUGUCGCCGCUAAAAGCCUCUGAGUGGUUUGGAGAUGCAGCUCUUUCCAUCAGCAAACGUCUGCUUUCUCACAGUUGUCGGAGCGAGCGCUGAUGUCAGGCCUCGAGGUAACAACACACGGGCAUUUGUAAGCAAUGGAGACGAGGAGGCAGUCUCCACCAGCCUGCAGAGGGAUGAGGGGAUUGUGGCUAACGUGACUGUGUUUUUGUAAUGAAAAGAAAUGAUGUGGUUCAUAAAUAACUGAAGGUGAAAUGAGAGAGAUUUCUGUAUUGCCAAAAUGAGUUGCCUGCAUGUCCUCAAGCAGAGAGCACUGUGACAUUCAAACAAUAGUUGUAGCAAAACUAGAACAGCAAGACGGGAAGUGGAUAAAAAAUAAAACAAAAAGGCUAAUAGAGCACAAUGAGCAUAAGAAUAAAUCAUUAUGUAUAAAUUGAGUCAGAAACUGUGACUGUUUGCAGAAUAUACCUACAGAGAGGAGGGCAUGGACGCUACUAUUGGAGAGAGAAAAAAAACUAAAAUGGAAAUGUAGGUAGUGGGAAAAAACACACAUCCACCUCGCAAAUGCAUAUCUCCUUUCCCUGACUGCUGCUCUCUGAUCCCCAUGUCCCUCUGAAGUGACAAGUCAGCCUAUUAUUACAGUAGUUUUGCCAAAAAAAAGCUCCUGCAGGAGAACACUACCCACUAUUUCUCUUCACUCUUUUCAUUCAGCUGCUCCAUUUACUUAUUUCUUCAUUUACUUUCAACUGACAGUACCUUUAACUUGUACAGACAUGAGAUUUAUUUUAUUUAUCGAUAAUUUAUUGACAUUGUAUUGAUUAUUUAUAUUGCCAUUUUGUAUGAGUUUUUUUUUGUUGGGUCCAAAUGUUCCCUUUUGUUUGUUUAUAUGAUCUGAGUCUCUCAGUACAACACAUCCACAGAUGAAGGACAAGAAGAGACGAGAAUGUGAAGAGAAAAAUGUGACGCAGGAUGCUUUGCUCUUCAGCAUUUAAUCUGGUUUCUUUAUCCAAUCAUGGGGGUAAAAUCUGGAAAGAAUUGACAAAGCUUUAUUUUCAGUCCUAUUUAGGUGCAUUUAUCCUCGCCGGGCAGAAUGGAAAACAUAUCUAAACUAAAAGUUCAACGCUGGGUGUAAAUAGUGCCGAUAUUUACCAAAUCAAACCCUUUUAUCUUCCCUGUUCAUUGUGAUAGAUCCAAGGCUGAAGCUUCACAUGCACUUAAAUCAGAUCAUCAGACUCCAGACCAACAGGAGGGGAGACUGAAAGACUGAGCUGAGACUAAAUUGUGAUGUGCUCUAAAAAAAGAAAAGAAUAUGGGAAGUGAUGGAAGGAAAGAAAGAGAGUGAGAUAUGGUUGGGUAUACGAAGAGGAGGGAUGGGAGAUUGUCUUUGUUAGCUUGUGUGUUCAUUAUGGGAUGCCUUCUAUCCGCCGUCGGCAAGGGGACGGCGGCAUGGAAACAGCUGUUCCCCUGUUACCUGGGAAACAAGAGAAAUGUUGGACAUUAAAAAAAUAACUUAUUCCUAC
Messenger RNA from Anoplopoma fimbria (sablefish), 14923 nucleotides. RefSeq names its product cadherin, EGF LAG seven-pass G-type receptor 3 (gene celsr3). Gene Ontology annotation, cellular component: plasma membrane. NCBI's taxonomy places the organism in Eukaryota, Metazoa, Chordata, Actinopteri, Perciformes, Anoplopomatidae. Gene Ontology annotation, biological process: homophilic cell-cell adhesion; G protein-coupled receptor signaling pathway; cell surface receptor signaling pathway. The record is from RefSeq and is a predicted model, not a curated record. Gene Ontology annotation, molecular function: calcium ion binding; G protein-coupled receptor activity.